GCAUAUACACACUAGCUCACUUGUUUAUUACAACUUGGGCAUUUGAAUACGACAGAAAUCUUGACCUACAUUUUUGUUCCAUUUUUCACGCUAAUCCAUGUUCUUAUGCUAAUUCAGUGCAAGAAAUUCAUUGACUCACUAGAUCUGUACACAGCAGCUGAAGAUCGAAGAAACACAUUUGACUUGAGGUAUGGCAGCUUAUGCAGCUCUAGUUUCUCUUACCAACACUAUUGCUAUGGAGCAGAUUCCACGGCCUCUCAUAUCCCACCAGAUCUCCAUUGAUGGAGGGCUGAUUGAAGCUCUGCAAGAAAGGGUUGAUUUCUUGGUGCAAUUUCUUGAAGAAGGCUGGAAAGGAUCGAAGGGUUUGGAGGAUUGGAUUGCAGCUGCAGCACAUGGUGCAGAAGAUGCCAUUGAAUCAUCUGUUGUGGGUAAAUUUCUUGCUUACACAAGUCAAACAGAGGAGGAAGGCUCGAUUCUAUUACGCGAAGCACUGGAAAAAGCAAUAGAAGAUUUCGAUUGUAUCAAGGACGAGGCGAUGGAGAUUAAAGAGAAGAGUGAGAUCAAAGAUGUGCAUGGAUCAAGUUCAACAUUUGUUGGCUCAUCUCAAGGAGGGAAUAACACAAUUGUUGGAUUCGAGCAUGAAAAAAUUCGAAUCAUGGAAGAGCUUACAUCGAGGAGCCGGCCUAGCCGUGUAGCCGUGCCAAUAGUAGGCAUGGGCGGGAUAGGUAAAACCACGCUUGCUCGAAAUGUUUUUGACGAUAAGCUUAUCGUGCAAUAUUUUGAUAUUCGUGCUUGGAUUACGGUGUCUCAAGAAUACAAUCUAAGAGAGAUUCUUAUGGGAGUUCUCUAUAGCGACGGGCCGGGAAAUACUACAAGUAAGAGUUUUCAAGAAUUCACUAAUGAGAUGAAUAAGAAGAGCGAAGAGACUUUACAAGAGUUAGCACACCAAAGAUUGUCGGGGAGGCGAUACUUGAUUGUAAUGGAUGACGUUUGGGAUGCCGAUGUUUGGUAUAAGAUAAAGAGGUUUUUUCCGGACAAUGGCAAUGGGAGUCGAGUGGUAGUAACUACUAGGCUCUCGGAUGUGGCUAAUGAAGUCGGAACUAGUAGCCAUAAGAUGAACUUCCUCGGAGAGGAUAGUAGUUGGGAUUUACUCCGAGAUCGAGUAUUUGGACAAGGAAGUUGUCCUACCGAAUUAGAAAGUAUUGGCAAGACGAUUGCGAAAAGUUGUAGAGGGCUUCCUUUGGCAAUUGUAGUCAUCGGGGGACUUCUUGCAAAGUCGGAGAUGACAUUGGAGUAUUGGGAGCACGUCGCCGAAGAUGUUAGCUCGGCUAUAUCUUUAGAAAGCGACGAGGAAAAUUAUUUGGAUGUGUUGUAUUUGAGUUACGAUCGUUUACCUGCUCAUUUGAAGCCGUGCUUUUUGUAUAUGGGCGUGUUUCAAGAAGAUCAAGAGAUUCGUGUCGCCGAGCUCACAAAACUAUGGGUUUCCGAAGGAUUUCUAAAGCCAACGGAAGGCAAGAUCAUGGAAGAUAUUGCAGCAGAGUAUUUCGAAGAUCUAUUCGAAAGAAAUCUCGUUUUAGUUAGCAAGCGAGGUUCGAGGGGGAAGAUCAAAUCUUUCCAUAUCCAUGAUUCAUUGAGAGAUCUUUGCCUGAGAGAAGCUAAGAAGGAGGAGUUCUUUUGCAUCAUGAAAACCGACGAACUUGAGCUUGUCGAAGAAGACAUGAGUAUUCAGCGACGGAUUGUUGUAAACAAAGGCGAAUUUUUCUACCAAUUCGAAGAGUAUGAGUUGUUACGAUCAGCAUCGUGUGCUCGUUCGUUGCUGUGCAAUGCUGAAGAUAUCUUGCCCCGACCUGAGUUCCCGUUGCUUAGGAUACUGACCGUUAUCGACAAGUAUGCUUUCAAGCCUAACGAGGAUGCUGAUAAGUAUCCCGUCGAAGACAUUUUUCGACUCGCUAACUCACGGUAUCUCGCUUUUAAACCUUGCUGGAGUCGCAACAUGUCGAGUACUUUCUCCGUGAGUUACUUGAGGAAUGUGCAGACGAUAGUCGUGAGCGGGGCGUGGACUUUCUACGCGCCGUCGGAGAUAUGGAGAUUGCCUCUGCUUAGGCACAUCAGGUUCAAGUCAAUUCAUCUCCCUGACCCAAGUUUUAUGGAUAAUAGAGCUGUUUUAGAACACUUGCAGACAUUAAUGAAUGUCGAAAACUUCAUUUGCUCCGACGAGAUUGUUCGAAAGGUUCGAAACAUCCGAAAGCUAAAGAUUCGAUACAAUGACAUAUCGAGGGGGCGAUGUAAGGAUUGGUCAAGUUACCGCGCCAACAACCUCGUCCAUUUGGAGAACCUCGAAUCAUUGUCUCUACAUUUCCCGCGAUACAAUCCACGAGUUAAGCGCGAUUCGGUGCUAAACCAUCUCGCCUUCCCCCAAUCGCUCGUCAAGUUAACUUUGGACGGCUGCGGACUUCGUUGGGAAGACAUGUCGAUAAUUGGCUCGUUGCCUAAUCUUGAAGUGCUCAAACUUGAAGUGAACUCGUUCGAAGGAAAUGAAUGGAAUCCGGUCGAGGGUGAAUUUCUUCGCCUGAAAUUCUUGAUGAUCAAUGGCUGUGACGAACUUAAGCAAUGGAAUGCAGAUUACACUCACUUCCCUCGCCUCGAGCAACUUGUUUUACGAUUCGUAUGUUUGGAUGAGAUACCAUUGGAGAUCGGAGAGAUAGCAUCGCUUCGAUUGAUCCAAUUGGAAGGUUGUAGCGAAUCUUCGGUCUUCUCUGCCAAGAACUUACUCGAUGAACAAGAGAGCCUCGGAAAUUAUAGUCUUCGAAUUAAUGUUAUAGUCUUAGUUCGCGCGAUGGAGCACGGGACGAAGGUGGAGAGCUCGGCGAGCGAAAAUUUCCAUGUACAAAUAAGCCAAGAUUUGAGGUGCUUCUAAAGUAUAUCGAUGGUUGCAACUCCUCUUAAGGGCUUGUAAAGGAUCCAUUGCUUGGGUUACUAUCGGUUUGAUACGGAUGCUCGCAUAAUUUGAUCGCUAAACUAAGUCAGAUUUAUGAUAAUGAUAUAGUACAUCAGCGAUGCGUAUUGGCUACACACUCCAGCAAAGCUUUCGCUUAUGAAAGAGUAUUGUUCACGAACAUCGCUACCGUGUGGCUCUCUACACACAACAUAGCUUAUUGUAAUAACACUAUUAUUAAUAAUCAUUCAAAGUAAAUACAUCGUGGUAGAUUUGAGCAACUUUCGUUCCCUUUCU
Andrographis paniculata is the source of this 3232-nucleotide messenger RNA. RefSeq names its product putative late blight resistance protein homolog R1B-17. The record is from RefSeq and is a predicted model, not a curated record. Gene Ontology annotation, molecular function: ADP binding. NCBI's taxonomy places the organism in Eukaryota, Viridiplantae, Streptophyta, Magnoliopsida, Lamiales, Acanthaceae. The transcript is spliced from 3 exons. The coding region runs from base 191 to 2917 and encodes 908 amino acids. Gene Ontology annotation, biological process: defense response to other organism.